Molecule: messenger RNA, 3137 nt
Organism: Somion occarium
Lineage: Eukaryota; Fungi; Basidiomycota; Agaricomycetes; Polyporales; Cerrenaceae
Source: the annotation of a GenBank genome assembly
GUGUUCUUCAUCACCACAUCAGUUCAAGUUCAGAGCUAGGUUAACAUUCCCCAACCUGCCUAACAUGGUAGGAGUAUUCUCAAAGUCCGCUAAACGGAGCAGGAUAUCUCUGUGCACCAGCUUAUCAACAAUGUAACGUGCGUAUGCAUCUGCUCCUCAUGCUAUCAAAGGAAGAAAUAGACCAUCAACCUUAUCUUUCCAGGCCAGUUCAAGACGCAGUCUUCUCUCCGGACCUCUUUAUGACCCACUAUCGCUCCACAGCGAUAAGUGAGAUAGAAUAGCCUAUUGCACGUUGUCUUGGCCGCUACCCUGUUAUGAGCCAUCAGCUAUUCAGGGCUGCCCAGAAUGUGGUCUUGCGGGCUACCUUUCCGCUUUAUCCGACUCUUGGAGUGCAAAAAUAGCGUUUCAGACCAGAGACUCUUGGAGAAGGUAUGAUUUAUAUGGGGGCACACGACGUUCCGAUUCCUUCGGUGAUCCACUUAUCCCCUCGGUGUACCUCUCUCGGUUUCGUUCCCUUCCUGCAACAGUCUCGUCCAGCCUAUUCAUUGAAUAGCGACAGAAGAUGUUGCUAUUUGGCGAUUCCCCCGCCUUGAAGCGGGCCGAUACCGACAGUGCUGUCAGUAUGGGAGACUCCAAGGAGAAGUUCCAUGACGACAAAGAAGUUGCCGUGGUUAGCGAGAAGGACGCGGCUUUUCUAGUGGAGCCCGACGCAGACGACGUCAAAGUCAUUGAAAAGGCUGAAGAUGUCGCUGUCCAGAUCAUUUCAACUGAAGACGAUCCAUCUCUACCCGUAUUCACCUUCCGUACUGUGUUUCUUGGUGUCGGGUUGAGUGCCUUCGGAGCUGUCUUGUCAACUAUAUACACUUUCAAGCCGCAGAAUGCUACCGUUUCGCAACUGUUCUGCUUGAUAAUUGCAUAUGUAUUGGGUACUGCGAUGGCCGCGAUAAUUCCAACUAAGGGUUAUUGGAGGUACCUCAAUCCCGGGCCUUUCAAUAUUAAGGAGCACACCGCAAUCGUCAUAAUGUCUUCCACUGCCUCGACGGUAGCUAUUGCGAUGGAAAUCAUUGCCGCGCUCGAUCUUUUCUACGACAUCCACCUCAAUGCAGCUGUUGCCAUCUUCCAGAUCUUUUCCAGUCAGAUGCUCGGGUAUGGCAUUGCAGGAAUGUUGCGAACGUUGCUCGUGUAUCCAACAUAUGCUUUCUAUCCGACAUAUAUCUCUGUCGUCAACUUGCUGCAGAGUCUUCACUUUGGCGGUACGCUGAAUCACAAGCGAAGACGUUUCUUCUGGAUCGCUUUUGCCGGCAUUUUCCUAUGGGAAUGGAUUCCUCAAUACCCUUUCCCACUACUCACCGCAAUCUCUGUGAUCUGCCUCAUUGACAAUGGCCGGUCAACAUUUGUCCGCAAUCUCUUUGGUGCUGGGUCUAGCAACGAAGGCAUAGGCCUUCUAAGCUUCAGCACCAGUUGGACGUUGAUCACCCAGGGAAACCCGCUAGUAUGGCCGCUUCAGACCCAGGUCAACUCGUAUAUUGGUAUGGCUAUUGGGUACCUCGUUCUCACUCUUGCGUACUACAGUAAUGCGUUCAACGGCCGAGACCUUGUCUUCAUGUCCACCUCUCUCUUCGGAUUGGAUGGACGGAGCUACAACCAAUCUGCCAUUCUCACGUCUGAAAACAAGUUGGAUACGGAGAAGUUGGCAGAACUUGGUCUGCCAAGAUAUACUUCUACUUAUACCAUCAGUCAGAUGUGCUACAACUUCAGUUUGGGCGCUGCGUUGGUGCAUGUCGCUAUAUGGUAUUGGAAAGAUUUGAGAAGAGCAUUCGGAGGUUUCAGAUUCCUGAAGAAUGGGCAAGAUAUAGAUGACCCCCACUAUCAGCAAAUGAAGAAGUAUCCCGAAGUCCCACAAUGGUGGUAUCUCCUCGUUUUGGUGCUGUCUGUUGCAGUCGGCAUUGGUUGCAGUUAUACGACGGGGGAAGCACUCCUCCCUUGGUGGAGUGUUAUCCUGUUCACCGUUUUGAGCUUCGUCAUUGCCAUCUGUCUUGGUUUCAUAUCGGCUACGACUGGUUUUACCCUGUCUAUCAAGUAUGCCAUCCAGAUCUUGGCUGCAUUCAUUCAUCCUGGGCAACCCAUUGCAAAUAUGUACGUGAAUCUGUACGGCAACAGCACAGCCUUCCAGACUCUCUACAUGCUUCAAGAUCUGAAGCUCGGUCAAUACACGAAGCUCCCUCCCCGAGCGACAUUCGUAGCCCAGAUGGCAGGCUCCAUAUUAGGGUCUAUCUUUAAUUAUACCAUGAUGACGUCAAUUGUAAGCAACAAUCGCGACGUUCUCUUGGAUCCUGUUGGGACUCGAGUGUGGAGUGGAUGGAUCAUUCAGCAAUACAACUCGUCAUCAGUCGCUAUGGGCACCCUUGGCAAAGAGCUCUUCACAUUAGGGAAGCCGUACUGGCUCAUCCCAUUCUCUAUUUUCUUCGGCUUCUUCCUGCCAAUACCUUUCUGGCUAAUUCACCGAUACUCAAAACCCGGCUCGAUUAUCUCCAAAGUGGCAGCCUAUAUCAAUACACCCAUCAUCGCGCUGUAUGUUGGGUAUCUGCCAUACUCCGUGAAUGGCCAGUGGUGGUCUUGCUUUGUGAUCGGGCUCGCCUCGCAAUGGUGGGCACGCAAGUACCGUCCUCGUUGGUUCAAGUCAAAGAACUACCUCCUGUCGGCAGCACUCGACGGCGGAAGUCAAGUCAUCCUAUUUAUACUGAGCUUCGCCGUCUUUGGUGCAAGUGGUAAUGCCGUUGACUUCCCUAACUGGUGGGGGAAUCCGGCUAACCUUUCAGUCGAUCGAUGUGCAUCGACCUGAUUCUCGAUCUCUGUAAUAUAUGUACACUAAACAUAACCCAGAUUGAGUCCAAACUUUCCCUAGGCAUUCUAUAUCCAAAAAUACCCCGGCCAGCUAUGAAACUCACUUAUAACUGCUGGUGUGGGACCAUUCGUGAAGUUUUGACAUCGGAUGAAAACAUACCCUUACAUUCCCAUAACUCAUUCAGCUUCUUGUUUGACCUGCCGAUAUCAUAUUCUCACUAGACACCGAAAAAGCUUACCAUCGCAAGUCACCUAUUCUCGCCUACCACAAAAAUAUACGCAUCGUUGAUUUC